ACUGAAGCAGUGAGUUGUGUUGCGUGUUUUGUGAUAUUUAGAGAUAUAGUUAACUAAGUUACUCACCAUUUUGUGUCUUUCGGUCUACACGACUAUAACCUCAACCAAUGGAAUUUCAAGCGGUAGUGGGAAAGAAAGAAUGACAGAUGCAGACACUUCAAGAGACCGGGGAGUGAAGAUCGUCUUUUCCAGCAACCAACCAGCUGAUGGCACAAAAGCUAGAAAACAGUCUGUGACUCAGCUGUAGCGCCGCCAUGUGACGCUGAUAACACUAUCACAGUCUCGCUCAGUCAUGCCGAGCUGACAGUGAGCGAAUGAUGUUUGAGAAUGUGGUUCCUAGCCGUGCUGGACGUUCUGCUCUCCAGUCUGGUGGUGGGUCCGUGUGUCGUCGGCUUCUGGCGGGGGACAUGGGAGUUCAUGGAGGCAUACCGGGAGUCCUUCCCGCUCUGGUGGACCCUGUGGGUGUCCGGGGCUCUCCACCUGGUCUUCGCUCUCCUGCGGGAAGCUUUUGUGGAGUAUUUCCAACACACCGGGCUGAAGUACACUCUGGCUUCUCGCUGCUACAUCUACGUGUUCGCCGUGUGCUGCGCCAUGCAGUGGCGCUCCACCUGGGCCCUCCUGGAGGACUGUACCGCCUGCGAGGACGUCCCUAACCUUCUCUUGUGGACUGUACCUUCCACUGUGGUUCUGUUCGUGUUUCGCCUCUUCGGCAACACAUUGGCACCUCCCUUCUGCAUCGCGUUGGACUUCAAGGCCGAGGAUGUCUUCGUGUUUCCGACCAUGUUCAAUAUCUCGGGCACGAGAGAGACUUGGCUUUACGUGCUGGAUUGCUUCUUCAGCGUAUUCAUAAUCGGAACUCUGGUAGUGUUCGUGUGGCGAGGCUUCUGGUGUCUUCUGGACAACUACCUCUUCCCCGACCGACCCGACCUCUCCGCCUGGGGCUCACUGGUUCUCGGCUACAUGUUGGUGUUCGUGACGUUCGCUACCCAACCUCUCAUGAAGGCCUUGGUGUCCAGGAUUGACGGAUUCUGGAGACUCGUGGCUGUCGACAUCUACCUCAUCUUCUCUUUCUGCGGCACCGUCAAUGUCUGGAGAGGAGUGUGGAACAUGCUCAACAUAUAUUUUUUGCCUGAUACGCCAGUGAAGAGCUACUGGGUCUCUCACGUCGUGUCGUUUGUGUUGCUCAUCUUCAUCAACUCCUCCAACUCCAUCCUCGUCCGCGGAGUUUACAUCGACGCCGAGGAGCAAGGUGCGCAGUGCGUCGACUUCCCCUGCUACUACCUCAGGCUGUUCUUCCAGACGAAGCGCAAGAAGAAGCUGCUUGCCCAGCUGCAGAAGAGGCAAGUCGCCGCUCUAGUGAGGCGCAAGAGUGAAGCUCAAGAUGCCCAAGAUGUGGAGAUCAACCAUCUGCACAACCUGCACAAACCGCGGGCUUCCAUCAUACUUCCCUCCGACCCUCAUGUAGUAUAGGGAUGCUAACGCUGACUUGGGAAAACUCUGAGCAUGGAGAUGUGCUGAAUCAUCUACACGGAAAAAGCUCAUUUACUCUGAUGAGUGCACGAACAUUACGAACGUUUAUGUACAAAGGCAACAUACGGUAGUUAAAUGUAAAAAACCACAUCAUAGUCAUUGUGCAUUUUGCAUCAUAUAAUAGUUUCUAAGUAUAAGAAGUGUGUUAGAAAUGUAAUUUUACUCAGUGUGUAAACGACAUAAAUCAUAAAGUGGGGUUUAUCAUAGGCUAAUUAGCUCAACUUGGUCAACCAAAAUAAACUCUAAAAUGUGAAUGAUAUCAAUGUGCUUUUAAGCUUUAAAAAAUGCUUAAGCUGAGAUCAAAAUUCAGUAUUUUGUUAACUAAAUUUGAGUUGUCUAACGAAGGGGUUCCCGUUUUUUAAUUCCUUGAUAAUCAAACUUAACAUUUGUUAACUCCCCCUUUUAUUAAUUUCUCAAUGUAUUUUUAUUUGCACAAUCUAAUGGCUCUAUAAUUAUGGGUAGGUACCAAAUAUGUAAACAUUUACAAUUUUAUUUUAGAAAAAAUUAACUUUCUCUAAUUCUCUAACGAUUUAGGUUCCUUGGAGUCAGUUUUAAUUACCACGAUAUAAUUAGUAUAAAGAUGGAAAAUUUACAAACAAUAGAUCAAAAUAUUGCAAAGUAACAUACAAUCAAAAGUAAAAACUAGAAUAUCUAUCAUUUUUAAAAUUUGAUUUUUAGACUAGAACAUCAUUUGAAUACUUUAACAAUAUGUAUUAGCCAAUGCUUAAAACCUCUUGUCAUAAUGAUUUCGUGUCAUGAUUGCAGUGUUAGUUUUUAGAGACUAAGUGCCAAUUUCAAAGCCAAAUGAAAACAUACUGUGAUUCUACAUAUGUUCUAUGAUGUCAAAGUAAGAAAUGAAAAACUGUCUAGAGUAUAAAAUUUUUGUUAUCUUGUGUAGUAUGGAUGCAUUUAUGUGAUAGUGAGCGUAGAAUAGUGUAGAUGUACAAAAAUGUUGCUGUAAGUUAAGUUAUAUUUAAUCUUAAGCUGUACAUACCGUUAUUUAUUUGUAACCAUUAUACUGUUAUAGUGAUAUUAUGAUUAUAUGUGUACAUAAUAAGUUUGACAUUAUAUGAAUGACCAAGAUUAGUGUGUAUCUAGCCACGGCCACCUAUAACUCUAGGCCACGGCCUUCGAAGUGGCAACGUCGCAAGUAGUGUUGUAACAGCUGUUUUGUUUGGAGGCAGCUAAUGGUAUUUGUGUAUUUUUAAGAAUACGAAAGCUUGGUUACUGGACUAUGGAAUUAUUGAUUCCACUCUUUAAAUGUAUAGAAGAAAUCGAUUUUCAAUUUACAUUGUUUUGGUUUUAAAUUAUGUAUGAUUUAUUUUUGAUAUUUUAAUAAAUUUAUGUCCAUAAAUUUAAAUUUUAAUGAAUUAUAAGCGAAUCAAGAAGAUGGUGUCACCUGACUGCCAUGUUAUCUAAUGGGACGUCAGGCACUAGACGACACUACUUGCGACAUUGCCAAUUCUACCAGGCCGUUAAAGAAGUUAAAGGUGGCCGAUCUAGCACAGUAGUUACAACAGUUUUAAUUGAAAAAUAAAUUCAAAGUAAUUUUAUAAGAAAUUUGUGUUGUUGGUGUAAGCAGUAUUAUUAAAAUAGACAACGCAUUCCAUUUCAAACCCUGCAUUGAUUUUUGCAAUAUAUUCUUUAUGGACUCUUAAAUUUUGUUUUGAAAUCUUUCUACAAAUAAAGGUGUUUAGUGGUUAUUGUAAAUAAGCAUUUUUUAAAGAAUAAUCCAUAACUAUUAUAAUUGUAUGUUCUA
Molecule: messenger RNA, 3289 nt
Organism: Macrosteles quadrilineatus (aster leafhopper)
Lineage: Eukaryota; Metazoa; Arthropoda; Insecta; Hemiptera; Cicadellidae
Exons: 7
Coding region: 328-1470 (380 amino acids)
Biological process (GO): neuromuscular synaptic transmission; clustering of voltage-gated calcium channels; neuron-neuron synaptic transmission
Cellular component (GO): presynaptic membrane
Source: RefSeq, a predicted model, not a curated record